GUUAAGUUCAAGGAUGCUGUUGGGCGAAAAUUCAGCUUCCCAUUCGAGUUGUGUGCGACUUGGGCUGGAAUGGAGGAAUUAAUACGACAAGCUUUCCUACAUGUUGAAGGUCUCGGUCCACAUGUUGCAGAGGGCCACUACGAUCUGAUCGGACCAAACGGGGAGAUUAUCCUCCCCCGAGUUUGGGAGACAACAAUCGAGCCU
Hyaloscypha bicolor E is the source of this 204-nucleotide messenger RNA. RefSeq lists its product as uncharacterized. The annotation marks the transcript as partial. Lineage: Eukaryota; Fungi; Ascomycota; Leotiomycetes; Helotiales; Hyaloscyphaceae. The record is from RefSeq and is a predicted model, not a curated record. The transcript is spliced from 2 exons.